Messenger RNA from Dromiciops gliroides (monito del monte), 3489 nucleotides. RefSeq lists its product as uncharacterized. Gene Ontology annotation, cellular component: endoplasmic reticulum membrane. Lineage: Eukaryota; Metazoa; Chordata; Mammalia; Microbiotheria; Microbiotheriidae. Gene Ontology annotation, biological process: defense response; cellular response to interferon-beta. Gene Ontology annotation, molecular function: GTP binding; GTPase activity. The transcript is spliced from 4 exons. Bases 188 to 2671 code for a protein of 827 amino acids. The record is from RefSeq and is a predicted model, not a curated record.
UGGGUCACAAAAGGGAGCUGCCUGUGAAUCCAAGAGAGGUCAGAGCAUUUGCCCACUCACCCCAGAGGAUUUCAUCUGCUGCUUCUUCUAUAUCUACCUGGAGGAGUCUGUGGAGAGGAACCCACUGUGCUGCUUCUGGUACUCUGCUAUACACUCCACUCCAAUUUAACAUCUUCACUGACCAGUCAUGAGCCAUUCAUCCUCUUCUUUACCAUCUGAAGAAAACCCAAAGAGUUCGACUUCAAAUAUGACAUGUGAUUGUAACAAUAAAGAUACUGGGGGGAUAGGCUUCCUGCCUGAAGAAAAAAUCACUUUGAUCAAAUCAACCCUGAAUCAGGGGAGACUCGAAAAUACAGUAUCUAUAAUCAAUGAAAUAAUUGAAGAGAUAGAUAAUGCUGUCCUGAACAUUGCACUGACAGGGGAGUCGGGUACAGGAAAGUCCACUUUCAUCAAUGUCUUCCGGGGGGUUGGGCAUGAAGAUGAGGAUGCUGCUAGCACGGGGGUUGUGGAAACCACCACAAACAUUACUUCUUAUGAACACCCAGAAUUUCCCAAUGUAAAGCUAUGGGACCUGCCAGGCAUUGGGACCCCUAAUUUCCAACCAGAGAGUUAUCUAGAACAAGUCAACUUCAGUCGCUAUGAUUUCUUUUUCAUCAUAUCUUCAUCAAGAUUUCGAGUCAAUGAUGUGAAGCUUGGCCAGAAGAUCCGAGACAUGGGGAAGAAGUUUUACUUUGUUAGAACCAAAGUAGAUAUCGAUUUGUAUAAUGAAAGUAGGUCUAAGCCCAAAUCUUUCAAUAAGGAGAAUGUUUUGCAGAAGAUAGAAAAGAACUGCCUACAGCAUCUUCGGGAAGCACAGAUUGAGGCGCCACAAGUCUUUUUAAUUUCCAACUUUGACUUAGGAUCCUAUGAUUUCCCUAAACUGAAGGAUAUUUUGGCAAAAGAGCUUCCAGACCACAAACGCCACGUCUUUUUUCUGUCCCUGCCCAAUAUUUCUGAGGAUAUAAUUGAUCAAAAGAGAGCUCAUAUUCAGUGCAGGAUCUGGCGGGAGGCCUUGAAGACUGGCAUUUGUUCCACUAUCCCUUUCGUGGGCGUCAUUAGAGAAGAUGAUAUUGCCCAAUUAGAGAAGCAUUUGACCAGUUAUCAAAGAAAAUUUGGGGUGGAUGAUGCUUCUCUUCUUAAGAUCUCCAAGUCAUCAAAUAGACCUGUGGAAGAGGUGAAAGCCCUUAUCAAGUCUCCACAUCUGUUGACAAUUAGGAGGGAUGAAAGCAUCAGUGACAAACUGUUGAGAUGUGCUGAGAUAUUCUGCUCAGUGAAUGGAGGUCUACUCGCCACUGGCCUCUACUUCAGAAAGAGUUACUAUACACGCCUGUACUUCCUUGAGACAGUGGCCAAUGAUGCUAAAAUUCUCCUCAGAAAAUUUGGCAUCAUGGAGGGAUUGGGUUCUGCCUUCAGUGGUGGCAAUCUCCAGAGCUUAGCCUCCACCUUUAUGCCAUACUAUAGAAUGGUAACCAGUACACAUGGUAGCCUCUUGCCUGAAGAAACUAUUGCCUGGAUCCAGAAAACCUUGCAGGAGGGCAAACUAGGAGAGGUGGCUUCUAGGAUCCAAGAGACACUGGAAGCAUCAGAAAAUGCCCCCUUGAGUAUUGCUGUAACAGGAGAGUCUGGGUCUGGGAAGUCCACUUUCAUCAAUGCCCUUCGAGGAAUUGGGCAUGAAGAAAAGGACUCUGCGGACACUGGGGUUGUAGAGACCACCAGGAAGGCUAUUCCCUAUGAGCACCCUAAAUAUCCUCAUGUGAAGCUAUGGGACUUGCCAGGCAUUGGGACCCCUGAUUUCCAUCCUGACACUUAUCUGAAUCAAGUGCAGUUCGACCAGUAUGAUUUCUUCAUCAUCGUUUCAGCUACAAGAUUCACGACCAAUGAUGUGAAGCUGGUCCAGGAGAUAAGAGAGAGGAAAAAGAAGUUCUACUUUGUUAGAACCAAGGUAGACACAGAUUUGGAUAAUGAAAGGAAGUCCAAACCCACAUCUUUCUCUAAGGAGAGAAUUCUGCGGUUAAUAAGAGAGCACUGUCUGCAAAACCUCUACAGUGAAGGUGUGAGUGAGGCACAGGUCUUCUUAGUCUCUAACUUUGAUUUGACUGAUUAUGACUUCCCCAAACUGGAGGAAACCCUGUUAAAGGAUCUCCCAGCUUUUAAACGCCACUCCUUUUUGCUGGCCCUCCCUGACGUUUCAGAGGCUGCAAUUGAGAGGAAGAAGGCUGCCCUACAAGAAAGGAUCUGGCUGGAGGCAUUGAAGACUGGCACUUGGGCCACUAUUCCAUUAGCAGGCUUCCUUCUGAAUGACUUAGAUACACUGGAUAAAUGUCUGAAACAUUAUCGAAAUGUUUUUGGGGUGGAUGAUGCAUCUCUUCUCCAGGUGGCACAAAAGUUGGGAAGACCUGUGGAAGAGAUCAAGGCCCCCAUCGAGUCUCUGGAUUUGAUUGCACUUAUUAAGGAGAAGAAUGCCAUGGAGAAGCUCCUAAAAUUGGCUGAGGGCUUCUGCUCUGGGAGUGGAGGCCUCAUGGGUGCUGGCUUCCAUUUUGGAAAGACCUACAGGAUACACUCAUAUUUUCUUCAUAUCGUGGCUGAUGAUGCCAAACUCAUCUUGAGGAAGAUUUUAGGCAGCCCUUUUUGAGUAAAAUGAUGGUGGGAUGGACCGCCAGACUUGAGCAAAUAGCAGGGGUAACUAUGAGACCUGUGUUGAUGAACACUUGCUUCUAGUCUCACAUGCUCUCUACUCCCAUCGCCCUGAGGUAUUUGUGCUGAAUCAAGACCCUUGCCUCUGAAAUUGAAUCAGUAAUGACAAUUGCAACCCCUCUUCAUAAUUGCUUCAACUCUUCAAGGAUCUGUGAUUUUUCUCAGUGUGAGAAUACCCAUCAGAUAUAGGUUGUACUCCCUUUUGUGUCUUAAUAGGUGUCUUUCAUGGAUUCCUCUCACUGAAAAAGUUCAUUACCUUGACACUGACUUCCUGGUCAUGAGAAUCUCACAAGCAAGAAAGACUGGUCCUCAAGGAUUUGAAAGCUUUGGACUUUGGUAGGACUUUGUAGAAUUUGUGCCCUGCUUAUGUAGGCUUCAAGAAUUCAAGGUCACCUCUACACGACUGGUAGACAUCAUAUCAAGGCUUUUGUGGAAGCCUUUACUUGAUAUUCCAAUACCCCAGGGGAAGUGUGACGUCAUUGUAGUAGAUACUCCCUCCAUUGAGGCAGAUAAUGACCCAUUUGUUCCUUUCCAACUUGGACAACCCUUAUCCACUCUGAGAAAUGAUUAUUAGUAACUGGGAUCUUGGGGGAGAUCAGAGCUUCCCCCUUCUUCCAAAGCCAUGAAUUUUAGAGGUCCAGCUUCUUCUUGAAAUAAGAUUGCAUUGAAUCUCUUCAUCUUGGUCAUGUAACGAUUGGAAUGACACCACCUGCUAGAGACUUACUGUAGAAGAGUUCCGCCCAUGAAGCAAAGGUC